CACAUGCAGGCCCGGACACAGCCCCUAGCCCAGGUCCUACCUUUCUCUUUCGGAGGAGCCCUUCGAGAUGCUGGGCUCCAACUGCCUGUUGUAAAGGGGGGUGCCAGGUGGAAAAGCCUGCAGCGCACCCUGAAGGAAGUUGCCUACAUCCUCCUCUGCUGCUGGUGUAUCAAGAAGCUGCUGGAUUAAUGGCAGGAAACUGCCUCCCCACCAGCACCACAGGUGGCAUAGCUCAGUGCCCAGCUCAACCCCCAUUAAGACUCCUGGGGCCACUUGUGUUUGACCAAGGAUGAAC
Molossus molossus (Pallas's mastiff bat) is the source of this 295-nucleotide messenger RNA. RefSeq names its product lens epithelial protein (gene LENEP). Lineage: Eukaryota; Metazoa; Chordata; Mammalia; Chiroptera; Molossidae. The transcript has 2 exons. Bases 4 to 189 code for a protein of 61 amino acids. The record is from RefSeq and is a predicted model, not a curated record. Gene Ontology annotation, biological process: multicellular organism development.